Asterias rubens (European starfish) is the source of this 885-nucleotide messenger RNA. RefSeq names its product proteinase R-like. The coding region runs from base 1 to 885 and encodes 294 amino acids. Lineage: Eukaryota; Metazoa; Echinodermata; Asteroidea; Forcipulatida; Asteriidae. Gene Ontology annotation, molecular function: serine-type endopeptidase activity. The record is from RefSeq and is a predicted model, not a curated record. Gene Ontology annotation, biological process: proteolysis. The transcript has 5 exons.
AUGAAGCUCCUCAUUCUGUGCCUGUUUUUGGCCGUAGCUUACGGCGGACUAGCCCCACUCCAUCUCGCCAAGACGCGGGGCGUUCCCAAUAGAUAUAUCGUAAAGAUAAAGGUACGUUCCAUUGAUGGUGUGGAGUACAUUGAGCAAGACGGCGUCGGUGAACUCCUGACGAAAUAUUGGGCCCCAUCUUGGGGGAUCGACCGGAUUGAUCAACGCUCCGGAACAGACGGAACCUUCACGAUCAAUAUAAAUAAUCCAGGCAAGGGGGUGAAAAUCUAUGCAGUUGGCACCGGUCUCCAGAUAACCCACUCCGUAUUCACUCAUCGGGCCAGGCUACUGUACGGAAAGAGCGAUGCCUCCGGUCACGGAACCCACUGUGCAGGCAUUGCUGGUGGGGCGACUUACGGCGUAGCUCGAGACGCUCUGCUGAGAAGUGUACGGAUUUGCGACUCGGUUGGACAAUGUUACAUUUCAAGACUCUUUGAAGGUUUGGACGCUGUGAGCAAAGACGGUUCGCUGGUAACCAACAAGGGAGUUGUAAUGAUACCACUAGCCUUCGGCUCGUCAUCGUCCAUCAACACCAUUGUACAAAAGUUAUGGGAUGAAGGUUUCGUAGUUACCACCGCAGCUGGUAAUGCAUUCUCAAGUGCUUGUGAUACAUCACCACAAUCUCUUUCAGAUAUAAUUACAGUUGCCGGGACGGAUAAAGACGACAGACGUUUAAGUUAUUCAAGCUACGGUUCGUGUGUUGACAUCUUUGCUCCUUGCAAGGAUAUUCUAAGUGCUACAUUUAGUUCUUCAAGCAACAGUGCUACAGCGACUGCGUCUGGGACGUCUUUUGCGUGCGCACACAUGGCAGGUAGGUUUAAAAGCACUGGCCACUAA